Molecule: messenger RNA, 1290 nt
Organism: Tauraco erythrolophus (red-crested turaco)
Lineage: Eukaryota; Metazoa; Chordata; Aves; Musophagiformes; Musophagidae
Gene: MANSC1
Product: MANSC domain containing 1
Source: RefSeq, a predicted model, not a curated record
AGUCAAGAGUGUUCCGCAGAGAAAACGGAAAAUGCCAUCAUCGAUAUAAACUUAUCUCUGCCCAAAGGCAUCAGGGGCGCAGAGCCGGCGUACGCCCCAACCCCUCAGGCGUGCAUUCGCCUUUGCUGCUCGGGGGAAAAGCUGUCAGGAGACAAGAAGUGUAAUCUGGUGGUUUUUGACGCUAAAAGGACAAGCGCACAUCCAAACUGCUACCUGUUUUACUGUCCUAGCACAGAGGCUUGUCCAAUGAAACCUGCGACAGCGUUUGUGAGCUACAAGAUAACUAGAGACACCCAUGCCCUGGAGGAUACAUCCUUCAAAAGUGAAGAGUUUUCUUCAAAUGAGUAUUCUUUGUCUUCGGAUGCUGGAGCCUUUAUUUCUCGCAGUCCGACUAGCCAUCAGAAUCGUAGUGCUGCUCUGCAGCAAUCUGUCUUUCAUCACACAUCUGAACGCCUGAACCAUGUGGCCAAGCAUUUAGACAACAGUGAAUUUCAUACAGUUGUUCCCGAAUCUCAAAGGGCAAAACACCCUGAGAGCUUAGACCUCAUCCCAAGCCAGAAAGUAAUUAACCUGCUGCCAAAUACAUCUUCUGCUGUUCAAAUUGGAAACCCCUCUGCUUCGUUCCCCACCACUCAGUCUGGUGUUCCUGAACCCAGCAGUACUGCUCUUACUCCUCUGCCUACAGGUACCACCAAAACAGAAUCUAGUAUAACCUCUCUGCCUACUGGUGGUGCUAAACCUGCUGUGGUCACCACCACCACCACAGCUACCUUCCCACCUACUGUGAACACUAGAGCUAAGCCUGGUAUCCCUACCUCCACCAUCGCUGUUACUCAUGUUCCUCUUUCCAGUGCCACAACUUCUGCUUCUACUUCAACAACCAAGCAAGUGACCACAAAUUCCAGAUCUGCCGCUGCCCCAUCAGGGCUAAGAACUUCAGCCAUCCCUCCUGAGCCGACAGUUGGCUCUUCCAACGAUACCAGCCAUGUUACCCACCUGUCUUUUUCAGGUUUCGCUCCAUCUACUACUGAUUCCCCCGUGGCUUCUCAAAACAACCCUCAGAGUUACGACACAUCUGAUUCAGAAAGCUACCUGCCAGAGAGCAUUCUGAGAGGGAAAGGUAUCGUUCAGCUGGGAGAAAAAAGCAGCCUUGUAGUGGCUUUGCUUUUUGGGGUGAUAUUCUUGUUACUAGUUAUUGCAUUGACGGGGAAGAAAAUACGCGAAUCUCUUCAGAAGAGACAUUAUACCAGGCUGGAUUACUUGAUCAAUGGAAUGUAUGCUGAUGUAUGA